AUGUUUGAUGAUGAGUUUAACUGGAUUAUGGAACAAAAUUUUUCUGCUGUUAAGAAUGCCAAUAAAACAAAUGAAGCAAUGAGGGUCAACGAAAAACACGAGACGGAUUCGGAUGAUACUGAAAUUGAUGAAGAUUAUGCAGCAGGCAGUGAACCUCAACAAGCUAAACCAGUAGCCAGCUGUAGCUCAAACUGUGCGUCAGGUGAACAACAGCUGAAUGGUCGUCAAAGACGAGCUCGAAACCACAAAUGUCAACAGUGCGACAAAAACUUCGAUUCUCCAUUUCGUCUCAAACAACACCAAGUGGUGCACACUGGCAUACGAGCUUACCAGUGCCCAACAUGCACCGAGUCAUUUGGGUUAAAGAGAAAUCUCAAACGACACCAAAUGGUGCACAAUAACAUACGAACCUACCAGUGCCCAACAUGCCCUAAGGCAUUCAGUAGGGCUGAUGUCCUCAAAGAACACCAAUUACUUCACACUGGCAAGUCUCAGUCAACUAAAUCAGUGAUCAAAACUGAAAAGCAAAAUAAAUCUAAUGUUGCUACUUGGCCUGAUCUGAGCCGUUUUACUAACAUUACCAUUUACGAUUUAAAGCUUCAUUUGAGUUUGUUAAAGGAGUAUUCUGCCAAAAAGAAUGCCAAUGAAACGAAUGAGACAGUGAAAGUCAAGGAAAAACACGAAACUGAUUCGGAUUCCACUGAAAUUAAUGAGGAUGAUCAUUCAGCAGUCAGUGAAUCUCAGUCAACUAAAUCAGUGAUCAAAACUGAAAAGCAAAAUAAAUCUAAUGUUGCUACUUGGCCUGAUCUGAGCCGUUUUACUAACAUUACCAUUUACGAUUUAAAGCUUCAUUUGAGUUUGUUAAAGGAGUAUUCUGCCAAAAAGAAUGCCAAUGAAACGAAUGAGACAGUGAAAGUCAAGGAAAAACACGAAACUGAUUCGGAUGCCACUGAAAUUAAUGAGGAUGAUCAUUCAGCAGUCAGUGAGUUUCAACAAAACACCGAACCACUGGUCAGCCGUAGCUUGAGCAGUUGUGAAAAGCAAACUAAAAACCACAAGUGUCCGCAUUGCGACAAAAGCUUUUCAAUUGCAACUGCUCUCAAACGACACCAGCUGGUACACAAUGGCAUUAAAGCCUACAAAUGCCCAAUAUGCUCCAAAGCAGUUGGGCAGAAAAGUACUCUUAAAACACACCAACUGCUCCAUACUGGCAUUCAAGCGCACAAGUGCACAAUUUGCACUAAAUCCUUCUCACUAAAGUCUCAUCUCACUCGACACCAGUUGGUGCACAAUGACGUUAAAGCCCACCAGUGCCCAACAUGCUCCAAAUUAUUCAAGGAGAAGGGUGAUCUUAAGAAACACCAACUACUUCACACUGGCAUUAAAGCGCACAAAUGUACAGUUUGCUCUAAAUCAUUUACGCAAAAAGAAUUUGAAACAGUGGUAAAAACUGAAAAGCAAAAUGAAUCUACAAUUGAUAUGUUUGAUGAUAAGUUUUAUUUAAUUAUGGAACAGGAUUUUUUUGCCAAAACAAAAGCUAAUGAAACGAGUGAAUCAGUAAGUGACAAAGAAGAACUUGACACCGAUUCGGAAGAAACUGAAAUUGACAAUGACUAUGCAACAGUCAGUGACAAAAAACUAAUUUCACGCAGCACCAAGCAGCUCACAGCGACUUUCAACCUUUUAAAUGCUCCAUUUACUGACUUCCACUAUCUGGGUAUUCGCUUGCUGAUGAUCCUUCAGUGUCUUUUGGACGAUUUUCUCGAUUUGAAAGAUGCCAAUAGAAAGGAUGAUUUGGAUCAAGAAUGA
Molecule: messenger RNA, 1809 nt
Organism: Rhagoletis zephyria (snowberry fruit fly)
Lineage: Eukaryota; Metazoa; Arthropoda; Insecta; Diptera; Tephritidae
Source: RefSeq, a predicted model, not a curated record